Molecule: messenger RNA, 1040 nt
Organism: Amphibalanus amphitrite
Lineage: Eukaryota; Metazoa; Arthropoda; Thecostraca; Balanomorpha; Balanidae
Exons: 5
Coding region: 72-728 (218 amino acids)
Source: RefSeq, a predicted model, not a curated record
UAAAGAAGCUAUGUUUCCCGCCGGGCCUGAGCGAGAAAUCGCUGACAAACAUCCUGCAGAAUUCCGAGGGUAUGGAGGAACUGACCGUGACUGCACCCUCCGACUCAACGGGGCAGUGGGUGCGACUACUUCCACCGUCCUUGGGAAGGCUGGACGUUUUCGGAUCGAGGGAGACGGGGGAGCCGCUGACACGUCUGGGCAGACGGCUCGGCCAUGGGCUGGUGGUCGUCAUACAAAGGGCGGGAGAUGACGUCAUCAACCAGCUGGCCAAGGAGCUGGGACCACGGGUUACCGCGCUGCACAUGUUCUGCUGCCCGCGUGUCACUGCCGGGGCCCUACAGAGGCUGCUGUCCGCCCUCACCGGCCUGGAAGACGUCACACUUGACGGCUCUCUGUCCGGCGCAAUCACUGACGCCUCACUGGCCGCCCUCCACGGCUGCUCCCAGCUGCGUAUAAUGCAGCUGGGACAGCGCAGUGCACUCUGUACGGAUAUACCGGUCACAGCGGUCAGCAGACUGGUGGUUACCUGUCGGAGACUGGAGCGGCUGCUCUUUUACGCAACGGAGGACCUCAGUCAGUCGGUCCUGGACGCCCUGGUCAAGGCAGAUCUAGGGAAAGGAGAUGACGGCACGCCAAGAACACUGAGUUUCCAGGUCCUAGCACCCGUCUAUGAGAAGCUGAGAAAUCCGCCGUCCACCAGCAGCAUCAAAGUGGUGAAGGCUACCUAGGAGUAUCAUUCGAAAAUACCACGCCGACUCAGAAUGCGCCUGCAGCAGUCAUCCUCAGUAAGCUCUGUUCUGGUGAUAUUGCAUGUAGUUCCUUCCAUGGACAGGAGGGAACACACAGGUGGCAGCACCAUACAUAGCGGUAUCACCACCAGAUGGCAGCAGCUUACCAUGGAUAAAGCCCACAGUUGCUAACCAAGAGACGGACAACGGGGAGUUAACUUCAGGCACAGUAAAUUGGUGUUGAAUAUACAAUAUUUGCACCGUAUACGUAUUGUUGUAACGGCCGGUGCAUUCUAGUUCCGAUCAGUGUAC